GGUGGAGCAUGGCCUUUGGGACCCCACGGUUCUUCCUCUUCCCACCAUCCCCGCUGCGCUGCCUUCGCUGCGGGCACCAUGUGGCCCCACUGCCUCUUCCUUUUCCUUCUCUUCCACAAGACAUGGGCAGAAGCAGAAACCUCAUGCUUUCCCUCAGAAGAAACACAGUUUUUCCAGUUCUUCUUCACGAUGCUCUUGGACAACAUCAGCUCCACAGAACUGACUGGGAUGGCUACGCUGGCAGAUUUACCCAUAAUAGUGCUGGACCCCCACACCUGGAGCUUAAACAUCUGCUGGCCAUGGGUCCAAGAGGUCACAGCUGAUAGUGAAGUGAAGAAGCUUCUGUCCUUCUCCAUGAUCGUCAUACGCAAUGCCAUUCGGUUCUUGCAUGAGAUGGUCACAAAGGCAGGGUUGGACUACCCGCUGAUUUUCCAGAUCCAUGCAGGCUGCAAGCUUUACGCCAAUGGAACGAGAUGGAGCUUUGUCAACGCUGGGGAAGGUGGAAGAGACCUGGUGACAUACAAGAUCAAUAGGGAGCUCUGGCUUCCCCAGACUUCCACCCCUCUGGCCAAGCUGAUAAGCAAAACUCUCACUGACAACCGGGCUGUGUCAGGGCUUUUGGAGGACAUCCUCUCCAGCCCCAUCCCAAAUUUCAUCCUCAUGCUGCACCAGAAAGGGAGAAAAGACCUGGAGAGACAAGUGCCCCCCAUCGCCGUGGUCUUUGCCCGCACUGCCGGCCCAGCACAGCUCCUGCUAGUUUGCCGUGUCACCAGCUUCUACCCGCGGCCCAUCACUGUCACCUGGCUGCGGGACGGCCGGGAGCUGCCCCCGAGCCCAGCACUGAGCACCAGCACAGUGUUACCCAAUGCUGACCUCACUUACCAGCUCCGCAGCACCCUGCUGGUGUCACCCCAGGAUGGGCACAGCUACGCCUGCCGCGUACAGCACUGCAGCCUGGGUGACCGCAGCCUCCUUGUCCCCUGGGAAAACCCCAGUGGGUCUUCCGCUGUUGGCGUCACCAUCACCGUGCUGUUCCUCAUUGCCAUCAUCAUCGGGGGAGUUUGGUGGUGGAGGCGCAGGAAACUCACUGGGUCUGGUAGAGAUUCCCGGAUGUUCCUCAUCUGAUGUCUGCUUUGAACCGAGACCUUCAGUCCCUGCUCCAUUUCCAAGCCAGCUGCACCGAUGGUGGUGACAAAGCAGUGCCACGCCAGUAGGGGACAGAGCAGGACACAGAGGAGUGUGGAGAGAUGGCCAAGCAACAUCCCAGUUCCCAAGUCCAGACCCCAUAAUUUAGGGGAAUUCAUUGCCUUAUGACAAAGUGCCCCUCUCCUCUUACCCUAACUGUGUACUGUGUCCCCAUCCCUGUCCCAGUGUCUCUUCCUCAUCCCUUCCCCUACACCCACCUUAUGUCCUUCCUCUGCCCCCUCAUGGCCCCAGUCCUGUCCCUGCACCCCUUCUACAGCCCAUGUCCUUCCAUGUCCCAAUCUGUCCCUGCCACACAACAUCCUGUCCCUCUUCCACACCGCCUGUCUUUCCCAUCCCAUGCUCCCAUCCUGUCCCUGUCUCUCUUCCCAGUCCCCACAUCACUCUGCUGUCCCUGUGUCCCCUACCCUGUGGCUCUGGGGUGAGGUUGCCUUGUUGGAUCCCAGCAAAAUGGGGAAGAAUGAGACAAAACCGUGAAGUUA
Messenger RNA from Coturnix japonica (Japanese quail), 1685 nucleotides. Its product is annotated as T-cell surface glycoprotein CD1b-3-like. Gene Ontology annotation, cellular component: external side of plasma membrane. Gene Ontology annotation, molecular function: exogenous lipid antigen binding; lipopeptide binding; endogenous lipid antigen binding. Lineage: Eukaryota; Metazoa; Chordata; Aves; Galliformes; Phasianidae. The record is from RefSeq and is a predicted model, not a curated record. Gene Ontology annotation, biological process: positive regulation of T cell mediated cytotoxicity; antigen processing and presentation, exogenous lipid antigen via MHC class Ib; antigen processing and presentation, endogenous lipid antigen via MHC class Ib.